Molecule: messenger RNA, 3699 nt
Organism: Chara braunii
Lineage: Eukaryota; Viridiplantae; Streptophyta; Charophyceae; Charales; Characeae
Source: the annotation of a GenBank genome assembly
AGGGAGCCUAAAAUACCUCGUACUGCGUUUUGUUCUGGGGUUAUGCAGAAGUAGGCAAGUAUGGCAACGGAGGAAGAGGCAGAUAACCGUAAGAGUGAAGGAGGACCAGGCUUAGGAGGCAGUGCUGCACAGAGUGAAGAGGGGCAAAAGGACAGGGAAUCGAUAAAUCCGGAUGGUACCAAAGGGAACCGGAAGGAGAUCUCCUCAGGAGAAAGCUCGGGGAGAGCCGGGGGAAGCAGGCAAGGGACUCAGGAGACCAAGGAGGGCAAAAAUAAGGACAGGGCAAGCCCCCGAAAUUCGGAAGGAGUCGUGUCUAAGAAAGUAAGGGUCACGGAUACAAGGCGCAAACUAGCCGAGAUAGAUAAAAAGACCGCGGAGUACAAGGCAAGAUUGAUUGAGGAAAUGAUGACUGAGAACGAAGAAGGCCCUCUGCAGGAGGAACCCCUGGACGAACGGAAAACCGACCGAGGUGGGACUGGACAAUGGGAUAAGGGUAGCGACCGUGGGGGAACGUCGAGCAAAAGAAGGAAAGAGAGAGAGAACUCUCCGGGAAUAGAAGCGGAAAAGGCUACGACCCCGCCAGCCAUAGAUAGUAGGGCUAGCCGCUUGCCGAACGCGCCAGCAGUAACGCGAGGGUGCGAAGGACUCUGGAGCCUUAGGGAAAGAGUGUCGGGAUGGUUUGACCCAGAAGGAACUACGAAAACCAGGGAGGGAAAGAAGACCGGCAAGGAAAGUCCGAAUAACAGUAUGGCAGGCGAGGCCAGCAGCUCCGAGGGCGGUCUUAAGAAGAUAGUGUCGUCCCUCGCUCGAGCACUGAACAAAAAUCAAGGCUACCUAGCGGAUGCUAAGAAAAAGUUGACGUUUGACGUGGCAAAUAUUACGCAAUUCCUGGUAGAUUACGAGAAUCUAGCUGCGCUGUUGAAAUGGACCGAAGAGGAGAAGAUGGACCACUUGGGGCAGCAUGUGUCUUUGAGCCUAGGACGGGACAUAAUGGUCAUCGUGGCCGCGAGCCGGUCUUGGAAAGAAACCCGGGAUGUGAUGAUGAGAAAGUAUCUGGCAGCAGAGAAGAUGGCAACAGAGGUCGAUUUAGCGGCGGUCCAGAGGAAGAACUUCGCAACAUACAAUGACUUCCUACGGGAGUUUACCUUGGUAGCACUAAGAAUCCCCGGGGUUACAGACCGAAUAAUGAAAGCCGAACUGGUGGGCGAGAUUAUCUGGGAUCAACCCCAGGGGCACGGGCCGCAGGUCAACUUUAUCUUAGAAAAUGUCAGACGUGAUAGGGUGAAUGCAACCACUCGACUAGGGACGGCGGGAAGGAGGAUUAACCGUGACACCGUGAUGGAGGAGGUUGCUGGAAGUUCAAAACCCCGGGCAGAGCCCGAGGCCGAGGAACCAGAAAAGGUCUAUGGGAAACCUAGGGAAGAGGAGCCUACGGACAAAGUUACCGCGGCCAAGAAGAAGUUUAGGUACCAGAUCCCGAUCUUAUCCUUGCCUGAGAUCGACGACACCAUUAUCAAGUUACUAGGAACCAUGGUGUCGGUGUCUUUCCAAACCAUGCUGCAGGCUAGCCCUAGGUUGCUCAAAGGGCUUAGACAACUGUUAACUCGGCGGCGAGUAGAAAUAGGCGACAACCCCGAAUUGCCAGAAGGGGAGAGGGAGGAGGAAGCUCCGCAAGAAGUGGCUAACCUUCAGAGAAGUCGCGGGGACUUGGAGGAUCUCGAGAGAGCUUUUGCGGACAUUCGUUUGAGCUUGCCCGACCGAGAGGGCGGCGAGGUCAUGCGGUCACCACCCGGGACAAAGCUUAGCUUUCAUGCACUGCCCAUAGGAAAGCUGAAAAUCCAGAUCGGGACCCAUCAUACCGACUCGUUAGUAGACGGGGGAGCAGAAAUCACUAUUAUAAGAAGAGAUUUCGCAACGAUCACGGGAUGUACGGUAAACAAGGAAGUAACAGGGAGCAUCCGGGGAUCUGGCGGGGAAAUCCCGUUCGCUGGGUACGUCACGAAGUGUGCUGUAAAGGCAGGAGUCAGGGAAUUGAUCUGGUCGUUUCAACGGAUGACCGUGAUGGAGGAAAUGAACCACGACAUAAUCCUCGGGAGACCGUGGUGCGCGAACGUAGAGAUGAUAGGCAUGCACUUGCACGAUGGCUCAUACAUGGUAGACAUAGAGGACCCAGUGACUGGCCGGGGAGAGCUCCUCCGACUCCUUGGAACGGGAGGAGAGCUCCCGAAGGCGAAAUUGGCAACAUGGUCGUCGUCGUUCGAGGAUAGCACGCGAAAAGGGGCCUCCGCACGAAUGGAGGGUAUGAGAGAAAUGGUAGAAAUCAUGAUUGAGAAAGCAUUUAACAAGAAGGAGUGGAUCAAGAUGGUCCUGCCCCAGAAGAAGAGGAGGCCGGAGGACGAAGUCCUAAGCGUUAUGGUAGCAGAAAAUGAGUCAGAGGUCGAACUCGGUGCUAGCCUGCCCAAACGGAAAGAAGUACGCAUAAACGUGCCAGAAGUCGCACUCGAGAUCCCCGAUCUGUUACAACUCAUCAAGGCUCUCAGAUACCACAAGGUAGGAGUGGACUUAGCAGCCUUGGCCAAGUUCGAAGGAGAGGUGCAAAAGGGAUAUUGCCUGAAUGGGAAACUAGUUAAUAUUCAACCACGAAUCGUAGAGGCAACGAGGGCGAUUCCGACUGUUCAUUUUUUAGGAGAAAGAUCCCGGAAGGAAGUGUUCGAAAGUACAAGCGUAGUCGGGUUCUGGAGGAUCUUCAUUAAGAACUUUGUCAAGAUUGUUGAGCCUAUCCGGGCUAUGAUCAAGGAAGAAGGAACCAUGGAUUGGACGAAGGAGUGGGAACGAGUUGUCCAAAGGCUGAAGGAUAUAUUGACAUCUGAGAUGGUCGCCCUGUCCGCGCCUUGUUUUAAUGACGAAGUGGGACGACCCUUCAUCCUAGAGACGGAUGGAGGACCUUUGGCCGUAGGAGAUGUGUUGAUUCAAAGGGAUGAGGGAGGAAAAGAGAGGCUGAUUAGGUUUGGAAGUAGAACCCUGAACUCCGCAGAGCGGCGGUACUCGCAAUUCAAGAAGGAGGUCCUAGCCAUCUUGCACUGCCUUAAGACCUUUCAGGCCUACCUAUUUGGGAAGCGGUUCAUCCUCGGGAUCGAUCCGACGAAUGUUGCAGGGGCCUUAAAGAAUUACAGGCCUAUAGAUCCGACGGUGGGGAGAUGGGUAGGAUUUAUCUGGCAGUUCGAUGAUAAGAUCGAACGGAUUGCGGGAAUUAGGAACAAGGUUGAUGGGCUGAGCCGGGUCUGCAUCACUCUCGAAGGGGUGAAGGAUGCGGAGCCCAUAGACGCGUUCCUCGAAUACGAAGGAGGAACUCUUGCGGUGGAUAACGAAAUGAUGAGCGAAGAAUGCACGUCGGGAGAGCUAUUAAUCCAGACUUUGGAGAAGGGGGCACCUGCCGUAGUAGCAGAACUUAGAGAAGGACCAGUCACCACACGAGGACGAAGCGAGGCAAAAGACUCACGGGGAGCGAUAGUGGGGCCAAAAGAGGAAUUGAUAGCAAUGGCGGUCGAGGGAGGCCGGGAAACAGUAAUGAGCUUAGUAGAAUCUUGGGAAAGGAAAGAGUUGCAAUAGGUGGUAAACCAAAUGCAGGAAGGAAAGGAUGGGGGUCAGGAAGGAGAGGAGUUUUUCUAUGUCCAAUCAUACGAAGGGCUCUUUCGGGAG